AUGCUGACCACUUUUGGCCAAUUUAUAAGUGCUGCUGAAUUCAACGAUCUGCAUGUUCAGAAAUGGAACGAUUACAAAACACAGUUUGACAAAAAGUACGAAACCGCCGAGCUGGAGAACCAAAGAAUGGCUGUUUUCGUAGAAAAUUCCAAUAAAGUAACCCAGCACAAGGAAAAAUUUGAAAACGGUGAAACCGCCGAAGAGUUUAAGAAAACGCACGCAUCUCAUGGAAAGGUCCAGAUAGACAUGUCUUAUUGUAGAUAUCAGUUUCCCAAGUACGAUGAACGUCUAAUUAAAGCAUUACCUUCCAACCUAGGCAAAGCUCCAGAAAGUAAAAACUGGGUCAAAGAAGGAGCAGUAACCGAUGUAAAAGACCAAGGUACAUGUGCCAGUUGUUGGGAUUUUGCGGCGGUAAGUUGGACAAUCAGCACCAUCGAAUCUCACUACUAUUUACAUGGUCCGCAAAAAAAGCUCGUGUCACUUAGUACCCAGCAAGUUUUAGACUGCCUAAGUGCCACCCAAAAAUAUGGAACCAACAAUUGCAAAGAUGGGGGUUGUCCAGCGAGUGCAUUGCAGUAUGUGAUCGACAAUGGAGGAAUAGACGCUGAUCAAUCCUACGGAUAUUUGGGAAAGGAGGGAAAAUGCCAGUACAAAUUAUGUGAAAAAAAGGCUGCCAUAAAAGAUUUCAAGAUUGUAAUGCCAGAAGAUGAAAAAUUACUCAAAGAAGUAGUCGGUUUAAUCGGACCAGUUACUUGUGCUGUCAACAUUGAUGACGAUUUUCGAUUCUACAGUUCAGGUAUUUUUUCAAGCAAUUGUUGCAAAAAGAAACCACGAUCUGAAAUGAAUCACGAUUUCGUAAUAGUUGGCUACGGUUCGGAAAAUGGAGUAGAUUAUUGGUUGUGUAAGAAUGAAUGGGGCAAUGAUUGGGGAGAGGGAGGGUAUAUAAGAAUACGACCCGUUAUUGCUGCAUGCUGCAUCCCAGACGGCGUAAUAUCUACAUUCGUAAUGUGUAAUAUUGUAACAACGCUGCGAUGGCUGCUGACUGCUGAGUGCUUCUUACUGUACGAUGAGAUGACAAAGAUGGAAGAAAGUAAACAGCUCAUAGGCCUAGCUGGAUGCUUAUUGUCUGCCCAACGCGACGCCUGCGUCCGUCUGCAAAUUAAUUUCGCUGCGACUGCGAGUCCAUUAGAUGAUGAGAUGACCUCGACGGGCGCUUGCCAAAAACAUUAA
Molecule: messenger RNA, 1230 nt
Organism: Planococcus citri (citrus mealybug)
Lineage: Eukaryota; Metazoa; Arthropoda; Insecta; Hemiptera; Pseudococcidae
Product: cathepsin L-like
Exons: 7
Coding region: 1-1230 (409 amino acids)
Cellular component (GO): lysosome
Molecular function (GO): cysteine-type endopeptidase activity
Source: RefSeq, a predicted model, not a curated record